GUAAAGUUCUCCCUUUUAUAUUUUAGGGCUCUUGGGAGGGAGUUCUCUCCUGGAUAAAGAUUCUUGGCGACACAGGCUAGGGAUCCAAUCCAGACGGCGCCCGCGCAGCGCUAGAUUAGGCCAGUCCCAUCUUGACUCGGGGAUUUCUCACAGUUUUCCAGUGGAUCGAGUCGAUCGAUCGAUUUCAUCGGUAGUGCGACGGUUUCUCCUCGAAAUCUCUGAUCCUUCGGCGAUUCUUGCUCGGGAAUGGGAAAUUACUUGGUGUGUGGAGCGCCGGCCAGAGUCUCCACAUCGGCGCUCAGCGGAAAGCCGUGUUCUUUCGCAAGGCUGGUUCUCACCGACGGGACGAUCCAGGACAUCACGUCCCCCGUGACAGUGGCAGAGCUCAUGCUGGAUCAUCCGCUCCACUUCGUGUGUCACGUGAGUAAUCCUGCCGCAUUGGAUGAUCAGCAUGAAUGUGCCAGCGGCGGCGAGGCCCGGAGCUUCGAUCACGACAAGCCACUCACUGCGGACACGCAUCUGGAGAGCGGCGAGAUCUACUACCUCCGCUCCAAGGCCGGAUUCAACUGCAAAUCGCCACUACGAUCCCUCCAGCGGUGCUCCUCCGAUAAUUCCUUGUCCAAGAGCUCCAGCAGCAAUCCGCGCAAGAACGCGCUGCUCCACGCGUUCCGGUUGAGGCAAAAAGGAUCGAUCACGCAGGUGACAGUCUCGGCGGACAUGGUCGCGCAAAUCCUCCGCAACGAGCUCCAAAAACAAGAACACGGAGGGGAUCAAGAGAAGAAAUUCGCUGCCGCGGCGGCCAUUGAGGACGACAAUCCCGAGCUCCAAAUGGCUCUUCAGAUGAGAUUAAUCUCGCGGAGCGUAUCAUGGAGGCCCAAGCUCGCGACGAUCCAAGAAUCUGGCUUCUAGAAAUUUCUUUCUCUUUCGUUUCUCCUCGAUCGCUCAAGCUCGGCUCGGAGCAGAGCAAAUUUGUGUAAAAUCAUGGAUGACGUGUAACAAUUUCCCAGCUUCCACGUGGCUUACCACGUUU
Selaginella moellendorffii is the source of this 1030-nucleotide messenger RNA. RefSeq lists its product as uncharacterized. The transcript has a single exon. NCBI's taxonomy places the organism in Eukaryota, Viridiplantae, Streptophyta, Lycopodiopsida, Selaginellales, Selaginellaceae. The coding region runs from base 247 to 909 and encodes 220 amino acids. The record is from RefSeq and is a predicted model, not a curated record.